AUGCCUGCCAGUCUUCCCAACAUCUGGCUUCCUCCUUCCUCUCGUCCUACUGACCCUAUGCAGCUCAAUCUCAACAAACCGUCUCUCCUCACCCCUCCGCUCACUCCUCGUUCUAGUUUGGGCAGUGUGGCCACAGACCCAAAAGUGUCGCGUGUCCUGAGUGUUUCCCCCAUCCCUUCUGCGGUCGAAGACGCGUAUUUGAACUUUACUCUUCGAAUUUCUCUCAAGCCUCCUGGUGGAAAUCCAAUUCAUUCCGUUUAUCGUACUUCAGAGGAGAAUGGUCGCGUCGUCGUUCUCAAUGACCCGCGCGACGCCGUCGCUCUCCAGCAAAUCCUCAAAACUCCUCCCAAAUAUAUCAAGCAGUACCUGCAAGAUAAGCAAGUUACAACUGCAUUCCUUUCCGUCGACCAAUUUGUAGAGCUGUGUGGUCCUCACCCAGUCGCUGAUGCCCUUCGAAGUCCCGCGUUCCGCAUCUCAGUCGUUCCGACCGACGGUGACCCAGAGCCCUCAGUAAAAGCGUUUCUCGAGUCAAAAGGCACUCUCUGUUCUUUUCAUUGUCAAGAUCAGUAUAUAUUCGAAGCUGAAUACUUCAAUCUCAACGACACGUCUGCCCUUUGGGACCUUUUCAAAGCGUCGCCUGUUGUGACAUCAACCUUUACGCUCUUCAUGUCCUGGCCUGGCGCCAAACUCGAGCCCAACGAGGUCAUUUACAGUACGACUCCUAUGCAGCCCAGUCCUUCCUACACGUUCCCAAAUGUGCCGUCGCCUACGACGUUCGUCCCACCACCACCGCACAUGCUAACACCGCACCCAUUCCCCCUUCCCCCUCCCCUCCCUCAUAUCAUGUCCCCUCCACCGCCCCCAGUAUUUUUCCACGGUCCCGGCACACCCCCUCUUCCGUUCCAGCAGGCACCGAUGUUCUUCAGCCACAAUGGAUGGUACGACUGUCUUCCUGGUGUUCCCGGUCCGCCACCGCCCGUGACAGAGUAUUGGGCACCCGCACCUCCUCCCCAACCCAUCCAUAAUGAAACUGGGUUUGUCGACGCGGCACUUGCUAACCUUACGCUUCGGGAGCAUCAGCGACAUCCUGUCCGCGUGCAGGCUUUGGCUAUUGCAAACACGGAUAAAAAUCCAUCCGAGGUCGCCCAAGCAGAAAGUUCUCAACCGUCUUCACCGAACAUUGGAUCCCCAUCUCUGCCCACCAGCACGCCGAAAUGCAAUCUGCUCUCGAUCCCACGGAUCAGCAGUGGUGUGGACACGCGAACGACGAUCAUGGUGAAGAAUAUUCCUAACAAGAUGAACUGCGACGAUUUGAUCCGGUUCAUUGGCGGUGUGGUGGAAAGGAGAUUCGAUUUCGUGUACCUCAGGAUGGAUUUUUCCAACAAUUGUAAUUUUGGCUACGCUUUCGUCAACUUUAUCACCGUAGAAGAUCUGCUCAAGUUUGCGAAAGCGAAGUUGGGACGCAAGUGGAAUAUGUUCCAGUCGGAGAAGGUUUUGGAGAUGUGUUAUGCCAACUACCAGUAUGUUUUGUCUUCUCGAGACUGGGUGGCUGCUGAAUGAGUGGGUUUGACAGAGGAAAAGAA
Molecule: messenger RNA, 1583 nt
Organism: Marasmius oreades (fairy-ring Marasmius)
Lineage: Eukaryota; Fungi; Basidiomycota; Agaricomycetes; Agaricales; Marasmiaceae
Exons: 3
Coding region: 1-1560 (519 amino acids)
Molecular function (GO): nucleic acid binding
Source: RefSeq, a predicted model, not a curated record